GAUGGCGGCGGCGGGCGGCGGCGGCGGUGGGGGGAACCUCUGACGGCGCCGCCAUGUUGGUGAGGGCACUAACGGCGCCCGGGCUGCGCCGGUGGUGCCAGGGCCGGCGGGGCGCGGCCGCCGCCUGUUUCCCGCUGAGCCGGGCGCUGCUGGGCGUGCGGGGCGCCGAGGCCGCCGUGUUCCUGCAGGGGCUGCUGACCAAUGACGUCACGCAGCUGGUGGCGGCGGGCGACGCCCCCCCCGCGCUGUACGCGCACGCGCUGAACGUGCAGGGCCGCUGCCUGUAUGACGUCAUCCUGUACCGGCUCCACGGGAGCACAGCAGAGGAGCCUCACAUCCUGCUGGAGUGCGACAGCAGCGCGCUGGAUUCCCUCCARAAACACCUGAAACUCUACAAGAUCCGCAGGAAAGUCACCAUCACUCCCUGCCCUGACCUCUCCCUGUGGGCUGUCAUCCCCGGGGAGCAGCCUGGGGACACCAGUUCCCUCCCAAAAUGUGCAGAGCAGGCUCUGCUCUUAACUCCUGACCCCAGGACACAAGUCAUGGGCUGGAGACUGAUCGCAAAGAAAGGAGCAAAUCUGUCCGAGAUUAUCCCUGGGAGUCAGGUUGGAGACGUUCAGGAUUACCACAGGCACAGGUAUAAACAAGGAAUUCCCGAAGGUGUGAAAGAUCUCCCACCUGGAGUCGCCCUCCCUCUGGAAUCCAACCUGGCCUUCAUGAACGGCAUCAGCUUCACCAAAGGCUGCUACAUCGGGCAGGAGCUGACAGCCAGAACCCACCACAUGGGYGUCAUCCGAAAACGCCUGCUGCCCGUCUCCUUCCCCGCCCCCCUUCCCAGCCAGGGCAUUCCCGAGGGCGCUGAGAUCCUCACCGAGUCGGGAAAGCCCGCGGGCAAGUUCCGUGCMGGGGGAGGAGAGCUCGGGAUAGCCCUGCUGAGGCUGGCUCAUGCCARCGAGCCGCUCUGCAUAAACCUGGGAGGGGACAAAGUGCCCCUCAGUGCCAGCACACCCGAGUGGUGGCCCAAAGCUGCUGCCAAAUAGRUGAGGAAGCACCGUUUGCCUUAGGGAGGGUCUGGUUUGUGUGGGGAUUUGGGAAGGCUGGUGUUUGUGGUGUUUGAUGGGGAGUCAUUCAGGAUUCCUCAAAUUGGGACUGAACAGCGGGAACCCAAAGCUACRGCRGUCACUGGGCUGGAUCAUCCACCRAGUGCUGUGGAGAGACAAAUCCAGSGAAAUACACCUUUUCCCGAGGGUAAUCCCCUUAUUUAGGGGUACCACAGGUUGUUGGGUUGGUCCCUAUGUAUUUAGGGGUUGCCACUUGUUGUUGGUUUGGACCCUGGAUGGAUUUCCAGGCUGACACCCUGACUGUGCUCCGUGUGUGUUCCAACUGAAGCAACGGGAUCAGGAGUUAGUUUCCCUGUUCCAUGCACUGAAUUUUUCUGUUCAGAAUAACCAUUCUGUGAUUUGUUGGUUUUUUGGUUUUUUUUUGUUUUGUUUUUUUUUUCUUUUGCGUGGAGUUCGUGCUGCUCUUAUUAAAAUGUAUUCUCAGGCUGAAGUUUUUUUGCUGUAAUUGCUCCUUGCAUUGAGCUUCCCAAACUUGCUGAUGGGGCUGGCGUUUCUUCCCACCACUGGAAUUGUGUUCAGGAAGAGGAACACCUUGUGCUUCAUGUGUCAGACCUUGAUUUUAACCCAUCCCAGGUGAGAAAGGUCUCAAACUGUCCACCUGCAGUUGGAGUUUUCUCCAUCCACCACCCCUGAGGGUUUUCAGAGCAGCCCAAUGCCUUGGCAUUUCUUUGYUUCCUGUUUCUGGCUGCCAGCACUCCUCUGCUUUCCCAAUUUUCCUUCUUUCUGCAGUCACCAUAUUACUCCUGCUUCCAAAGCCAGCCAGCUCCGUGCCUCCUGACCCUGCCAACGUGCAGUGAUUUAUAGGAUCCUKUUUAUUUUUGUAUUGCAAUAAAUCCAUUACACAGAGUCACAAUGAGAGAGGUGCCCAGGUGAGAUCCCAUUUUGACCAAAAAAAAACAACUAACAUGUGCAUGAACAUUUUCAACAAAACCCGUCCAAAAUCACAUUCUGCCUCUGUUUCAGUGUUACUGUGAAAGGAAUUUGUGAAAAAUGUUGAUAUUGAUUAAAACUUUAUGGUUGCUGUAAAAUGAUUCUGUGGAAUACCUCAUUAAUUAUUGUCUGUGAUUUAAAUGUCACUCACCUGAAGGGAAGAUGCCUUUUAUUUGCCUGGUGUGAAGACACAUCGCAGAAUAAAUGCUUUUUCAGUUGCUUGCUGACAAGAACCAUGCUUUGGACUGUUGGUCAGGUGAGGGAUUGCUCACAAAGUCUUUCUGCUGGGAAAAUAAAUGAAACUGGAUCCUGCAGAGGCACAAAGGCAAGGCUGUGCUGCCCAGCUUGGCCAGAAGCAGCUUUUCCUCUCUGCCACCCAUUGUGCAAAGCCUGCUYAGAAUGGUUUUAUUGUCCUGGGGUGAGCAGGGCCUGAACAAACACUGAAUAAACUCCUCUGUUUGGGGAAGCCCUGAAACUUUUCUGCCUUAGCCACACGUUUCUUUUGUCUUUUUCAUGGUGUUUGAGAGGCUCUUGUUGCCAGCAGCUGCAGGUGACACAGGGUUAGACACGAGAGAAGGUGGUGCUGAAAUGGUGUUUGAUGGUUUCUGGAAAAAAAAAUGUAGAAAUGGGGGAGAGGAGCCCCAAUCCAUAUUAUCCUUAAWUUUUUUAUUCUCCCUCUCCACCAUUCAUGAUUUUAGUUGGGUGAAUUCUGGCUGGAAGGUGCUGGAGUUGAUUUUGUAGGGUUUUUACCUCUCUGAGCYGUGCAAYUGUUAAGGCUGGAAAAGACCUCUUGGAUCAUCAACUCCAAAUUAACCCAGCACUCCAAAUCCACCACUCAGCCUUGUCCCCAAGUGCCACAUCCACACAUUUUUGGGACAUUUCCAGGGAUUGUGACUCCUUAGCUUCCCUGGACAGCCUGUUCAGGGUGUGACCUUUCCAGUGAGGAAUUUUUUCCUCAACAUGGACACGGUGGCYGGGGGGGCCUCUCAGGUGACCUGCUCAGAUUCCAGCUCAAUCCAARCAGCUGGGAAAAGUGGUCUCUUCUUGAUCCUCUUUUUCUGUGUGUUUCCC
Messenger RNA from Malurus melanocephalus (red-backed fairy wren), 3122 nucleotides. It is a transcript of the gene IBA57, whose product is annotated as iron-sulfur cluster assembly factor IBA57. Gene Ontology annotation, cellular component: mitochondrial matrix. The record is from RefSeq and is a predicted model, not a curated record. NCBI's taxonomy places the organism in Eukaryota, Metazoa, Chordata, Aves, Passeriformes, Maluridae. Gene Ontology annotation, molecular function: protein binding. The transcript is spliced from 3 exons. Bases 54 to 1040 code for a protein of 328 amino acids.